This is a messenger RNA of Toxotes jaculatrix (banded archerfish), 2318 nucleotides long. Its product is annotated as ras-related protein Rab-11B-like. Gene Ontology annotation, biological process: regulated exocytosis; constitutive secretory pathway. The record is from RefSeq and is a predicted model, not a curated record. Gene Ontology annotation, molecular function: GTP binding; GTPase activity. Gene Ontology annotation, cellular component: recycling endosome. The coding region runs from base 119 to 775 and encodes 218 amino acids. The transcript is spliced from 5 exons. NCBI's taxonomy places the organism in Eukaryota, Metazoa, Chordata, Actinopteri, Toxotidae.
GCUCGUUCCCUUCCUUGAAGGCGGUGCCUGCUAGCUACCGGUGGAGAGGGUGGACGUUAUUAUUAUUGUUGUUGUUUGUGGGAAAGUACUGAAAAAGUACAUAAACUACUCUUGCAAAAUGGGAACCAGAGAUGAUGAAUACGACUACUUGUUCAAAGUUGUACUAAUCGGAGACUCUGGAGUGGGGAAGAGUAACCUGCUGUCCCGUUUCACAAGAAAUGAGUUCAACCUGGAGAGCAAGAGCACCAUCGGGGUGGAGUUUGCCACCCGCAGCAUCCAGGUGGACGGCAAGACGAUAAAGGCUCAAAUUUGGGACACAGCUGGACAGGAACGCUACAGAGCAAUCACCUCAGCGUAUUACCGGGGUGCAGUCGGGGCCCUCCUGGUUUACGACAUCGCCAAGCACCUGACGUAUGAGAAUGUCGAACGCUGGCUGAAGGAGCUGAGGGACCACGCUGACAACAACAUCGUCAUCAUGCUGGUUGGAAACAAGAGCGACCUCCGCCACCUCAGGGCAGUGCCCACCGAUGAGGCUCGAGCCUUUUCAGAAAAACACACUCUCUCAUUUAUUGAAACCUCAGCCUUGGACUCCACUAAUGUAGAAGAAGCCUUUAAGAACAUUCUGACAGAAAUCUACCGUAUUGUAUCUCAGAAGCAAAUAUCUGACAGAUCUACACAUGAUGAUUCUCCAGGAAACAACGUAGUGGACAUAAGUGUCCCCCCAACCAUGGACGGGCAGAGGGGCAACAAACUCCCCUGCUGUCAAAGCCUGUGAUAUUUGUCUUUUCUUUUCCUGUUUGACUUUCUGUCAGUCUUUCUUCACCUUUGCUUUACUUCAGCUGUCAGGCUGCUGUCAACAAAAUACCCUCAUUGUUUCAGAUGUCUCUGAUCUAAGACUCUUGUAGCUGACAUUCCUUUGUGCUGGUUUCUUCUUUGUUUUUCAUUGUUCAUUUGUCUUCCUCUGAUUUCUGAAGAGCCUGUGUCCAUAUAAUUUUAUGGCCUCUUGAUAGCGUUGAGAGGGAGGGAGUGUUAUUAUGAGGCUGAUCUCUGAGCUGUAGUAAACUACAAUUACUUUUUAAUGAACUAGCCUUCAUGGUCCUUUUGACCCGCCCCUGUUGAAGGAACGGUGAGGGAUCAGUCUGGCCUGUUUGUCAGUGCUCCAAAUGGUUUCUGCUUGCCUCCUUUUCUCAGCCUGCAAUGAUUCAGACUUAUGAUAUGAUCUGCUACUGUGGAAUCCCAGUUUCAAGUCUGGUUGACCUGGUUCUGCCUAUCAUGCAGUACGGGUGUAGAGGAUUAGUUGAGAACAAGGUAAUGCAUCAGUACUUUGGAGCACUGAUGCACUUACCUGUCUGGAGUUUCUGGACUUUUCCUCUCUGAGCCAUGUGCACACUGUGGCAUUAAAGUAGAAAGAGCCAGGGACCAGGCUGGCUGUGAGUGUCUGACUUCAUGUGGGCAAGUGUGAAACAAAUGAAGUGUUUGUUUGUGUGUGCAUGUAUGAGUGCGUGUGUGUUUGUGUUAAUCUUAGUGCGCAAAGAUACCAAAGGACACUGAUGCAAUCAAUAUCAGUUUUGGGGUUUCUCAUUUAAGCAUGUUCAGUGCUGCUACAAUUGCAGAUAAUUGCUAAACCAAUCCAGGCUAUUUGUGGGAACAAAGUGUGUUAUAAAUUGUGAUGAGUGGUUUAUUUGGAAAUUAUAGUAUUGGCCUGGAACACUGCUAGUGUCUACCGUCUUUCUUGAGUUGGCUCAGGUCAAACUCUCUUUUAGUAGGCUGCCUCAAAACGAAAAUCUUUCCUGCACUUACGUCCAAAUAUUUCAGUGGAGAAAAAAAAAUCACCUAACAUUUUUAAAUACACUCAUACUCACUUUUAUUACGUAACAUCUUCCUGUUGCUUGUAAGGGAAACAGUGUUGGCUGAAAAGAACAAAAUGCACUAUAUGUUGUGUGGUUUUGUUUUUAAAGCAGUUUUUCCUCGUGUACCUACGCAGCCUUUGCUGUCAUUUGUGAUUUGUGUUGGAUGAGGGGGUGUGUAAUCUGAGAACAUUUUCAAUUUGAAAACACUUUCCCUGAAGCCGGAAACGGUUGUUAGUCGAAAAAAUGGAACUGAAAAUCAGAAAUGCAAAUUGUUUUCAUGGUUGACUGAAAUACCACUUCACCAUCUGGUAGAAAUGCUUUCAUGUGUGACUGAUGAUGAUGAUGAUGCACUGUCUCUUGUGAAAUUUCACAUUUCUUCAAACAACAUGUGUAAAGUCAGCAAACUUGUUUUGCUACAUUUACAUAAUACAGACAAUAUUUAAGCAUAAAUAAACCCAAUUCACAUGA